AUGAAUCAAAGUGAAGAUUUACUUCCGGGAGACAAGGUCACAGAGUUUGACGAAACGCUGGCAAAUGUCAACUAUUUUUUAAAUGUUUGGCUGCUAAUGAUCCUUUCCCUUGUAGGUGUAGUGGCCAAUUCUUUAACAAUUGCAGUCUUUAGACAACAGGGAUGGAAGGAAGGCGUUAAUAUAUCUAUGAUGGUCAUUUCCGUUCUCGACCUGGUCAGAUGCCUGUUGACGAUUUUCAAACGAAUCCACGGCUUCAUUGAGAUAGUGUCGCCCUCUGACGGCGUGUCUUGGAGCAACUUGACCACGCCCAAUGCGGAAUUUCUAAACGUGUUAACAAACUACGUCACAUUUGCCAUGUUGGCUUACGUGUCGCUUGAGCGGUGCCUAUGUGUCACGCUGCCCUUCACCAUGAGAUCUGUCUUCAAUCACAAGGUCACGAUCACCACAUUGACGAUGGUUGCAGCUUCUGUUUAUGGUAUGUUCAUCUUCCUGUUUCUGAACUUUGACCUGGAAGCUGUCUUCAGCGCGAACUUCAACGCCACCAUCAUUAUAUUAGUUCACAGCCGUUUCUACCACACACACAGCGCGAUUGUUGAUCCAUACCUGAACAUCAUGUCAAUGCUCCACCCAACUUUGUGUUUCAUUAUACUUUGCAUCAGCUCUGUUGUCAUUCUGAAGCAGCUGCAAAAAUCACGUGACACGUUUUCGUCCAAUAAAAAGAAAGAUCUCGACAAUUUCAAAUUAUCUUCUAGUAUAUACUGCUCACCGACACCUAAUAUCAGAGUUCAAAGUAGCACCAAAGCUCACAAUUUCAAACUGUAUCACCAGGUCUGGACACAGCAACCCGUAGUCUGGAAUCUGGAACCUCAGACUCGUGAAUCAAGCAACAGACAGAUAACCAGAGAUGAAACCCUCAGUUGUGAAGCCUAA
Messenger RNA from Biomphalaria glabrata, 930 nucleotides. RefSeq lists its product as uncharacterized. Lineage: Eukaryota; Metazoa; Mollusca; Gastropoda; Planorbidae. The record is from RefSeq and is a predicted model, not a curated record. Gene Ontology annotation, molecular function: G protein-coupled peptide receptor activity. Bases 1 to 930 code for a protein of 309 amino acids. Gene Ontology annotation, cellular component: membrane. Gene Ontology annotation, biological process: neuropeptide signaling pathway. The transcript is spliced from 2 exons.